ACACACGAAUUGUGACAAAGCCCAGUCAACGCCAUAUUUUGUGAAGUUCUAAAGCUAUAAAGCGGAGAAGCUCAUCCCAGCAAACUCUCUUUCCAAGUUCGUAACCAGUGCGAUAUCUACUAUACAUCAUUCGAUCCAGUUCAUUUUCGAUUUCAAAAGGCAUUACAUUUACAACCAAGUCCGUAACUAUAUAUAUUAAUAUAACUGUGCAUGUGUCUGUGACUGAAUUGAGCCGAGAAUGGCUGCUGGGGGCCAACAGAUAUCAUCAUUUUUAUCUGAGGACGGAAAAAUAUAUGAACUCUCUGAAACUAUCAAUGCUCCUGAGAACUAUGGUGAGCUUGGCCUUGCUUUAUUAGAAUCCAAUGCUGAGGUUGCCAAUAUUAUUGGAAAAACGUCGGUUGACUAUAAAAAUGUUGUUUUCAAGUGCUUUAUUAAAUGGAGAGAUGCAAAUGGAUGUGGAGAUGGCCAGUGCAGGGAAAUGAUUAUGAUUCUAAACAAGUUUGGAUUGACAGAUGUUGCAACCUGGUUUCAAAAAAGACAAGGAGAACAACCAAAUUGUUUGGGUAAUGAUAGAUUUUUGCUGGACUUGUCCUCCCAGAUUGACUGCCCAAAGUACGCUGAUCCACUUGGCCGGAAACUCACAGGAAGCGAUGUUGAAUAUUCCAACUUAGUUGGUGGCAAUAAACCACCAAACUACAAAGAAGCUCUCUUUCAGUGCUUUAUAAGGUGGAGGAAUAGAGAAGGAUCAAGCCUCGAAUCAUCCAAGAAACUUCAGAAAAUUCUACGCGAACAGAGAUUAAGCAUCGCUGUCAAGACGUUGGAAGAAUUUGAGCCAUCUCUCCCAAAGAAUGUUAAGGAUCCAAUCAUCACACAAUGUUCAGAAGAAACAGGGGAGCCAGAAGCAGGAGUCCAUACCAAAGGCCACAUGAAUCCUUGUGAAGAAAAUACAUCGGGGCUCAGGUCUUUUGAGCCCCUGAAUCGCACAAAACCGGUUUGGAAACCUUGAAAAUGCGCCCCCAAAACUCCCCAUUCUCUUCCAUGUUAACGCUUUCCAAUGUUGCAGAUUUAGGCAAUAGGUUGUGAAAAUCCCCCCCCCAAAAAAAAAAAAAAAUAA
Lytechinus pictus (painted urchin) is the source of this 1114-nucleotide messenger RNA. RefSeq lists its product as uncharacterized. The record is from RefSeq and is a predicted model, not a curated record. NCBI's taxonomy places the organism in Eukaryota, Metazoa, Echinodermata, Echinoidea, Temnopleuroida, Toxopneustidae. Bases 239 to 1006 code for a protein of 255 amino acids. The transcript has 4 exons.